GUCAAAGUGCGUAAACGUCAAGUGAAUUGAUUAGACUUCUUGAUCGUUUCGGUUUUUCACGGCGGAAAGUUAGAGUUUAGGUUUAAUGGGUGCUUUAAUGAGUAGGCAGAAUGCGGCUAUCGAAGAAGCCGAUGUUGGAUCUAAUCACGCAUAUAAAUAUCCUCCGAAGUCAGGAAAUUACUUCGGAACCCAUUUCAUAAUGGGCGGGGAACGUUUCGAUACACCUCAGCCUGAGGCGUAUCUAUUUGGUGAGAAUGCCGAUUUGAAUUUUUUAGGCAGUCGCCCGACUGCGUUCCCAUAUCCUCCGCCUCAAGCUAACGAACCAACAAAAACUUUAAAAAGUUUAGUGAACAUUCGUAAGGAAUCGGUUCGUUUUGUUAAAACAUCAGAAACUAAUUUGAUGAAUAUUGAGUUCAUAUUUGACUCGGAUGCCAAAUGUGCAAUCACCAUCUACUACUUUUGCUCGGAGGAAGUUACUCCAAAUGGUGUUAUUCUGACUCCACGUGACCCAUCGCUUAAUUCUGAAACAUAUCGAUAUAAACGCGGCGUUACGCAAUCAUUUUCCCAGCCCACACACAUGUUUAAUCCCAAUCUGUAUUCGGAAGAAGAUCUUUGUUACAACCCAGAGAAAGAUUGCUAUCCAAUAGCGAUUCACUGUGUUGUUGAUGAAGGUGCUGAAGGUAAACAGUUGCGACAAUCACAUACGACCAUUUGCGUAGUGGAUCAUCAUGCUGACGGCACAUACGCGCUGCGAGCAUUAAAACAAAAAAUAUUUGUCGAUGGUCUUUGUUACCUGUUGCAGGAAAUCUAUGGGAUUGAAAAUAAAGCGAUCAACAAGCCAACGAUCGAUGAUGAUAGUGAUGAGAAUGGAAGUGAAUGUGUGAUAUGUAUGAGCGAAACUAGAGAUACUCUGAUACUACCUUGUCGUCACUUGUGUUUAUGUAAUUCGUGCGCUGACUCACUUCGAUAUCAAGCUAAUAAUUGUCCGAUAUGCCGAGCUCCAUUCCGAGCCCUUCUGCAAAUUCGUGCCGUUCAAAAGAGUUUGAAUACAACGAUUACGAACGCAGCUGCUCAGAAUCCUUCAGAUCCUAACUGCGAACACAUUCCCCCUGGAUAUACUCCUGUAUCUUUGAUUGAAGCAUUGAAUGGCCCUCCUGCGAUCACAGGACGAUCUCUUUCUAACGAUGGAUCAGAUACGUUGGACGCGGUUCAAGCCAUUGAAAUUCUCAAUAAAUCCCGAGAUAAAAACGAUAAACAAAGCACUCCCCGUGGUGAGAAACGUUCCAAGGAUAAAAAUUCUACUCCAGCAGAGUUUCGAAUGUCUGUGCUGCUAACAAAAGAGAAUGAGGAGACUCCAGCUGACACGGGUAGCAAACAACAGAAUGGAGUCGUACGCAAUGAUUGCGAGAAAGCGUCAAAAGAGAAGCUAUGCCAUAGUCGAAAUCAUAGCCGAGAAAGCGUUCAGAUAAUCAAUGAGCGCAACAAUUCAAAAAGAACGCAAUUAGAAGGGGAUGAAGACAGUGAUAAUGAAAAUUUGUCACCUCUUUUAAAUUCACAAACGCUGAAAGUGUCAAAUUCAGCUUUGCAUAUUGACGGCGUUGAAGAAUCAAUCGAUGACACCGACACAGACGCCGACGAUACAUCAGAAAAGGCUUCACAACGGAAAAGGAAUCGCCCUGCGCUUCCAGCUGAUGGUGAUGGGGUUAUAUUGGCUGGCGCUGAGGAUUCCGAUUAUUAUACACCUGAAGAUCCUCAAACUACUAUCCUAAGUCCUCUGUGCCCCGAGAAAUCUAAGGGCAGUGAAAAGACAAUUUCAAAAGAAAACGUAACUGUUAAAGCGCCAUCAACCACGACCAUAGCAUCAACAGCUCUCAAGGAAAACAUCAACUCCUUACCAGAUAGUCCAAUCAGUGGCAAUUCUUCGUCAACCCGAAGUUCAGGUGAUAGCUAUUCGUCCAGCUCAUCGACGAAACAAUUGCUAAGUAAGAGCCCACCGGUAAAUGAUGCAAACACAAAGAUCGUGUUGGAUGAUAAAUCGAACACAGUUACUGCCUGAUGUGCAACGAAAUAGGCUAGGAAUUGUGUCGCGCGAGCGCUUGAAUCUCUUCCAGCCUUUAAAUCUGACAUUACGACAUAUUCUACAUGAAAUAUAAAAUAUCUUAAUGGCAAUGGUAUAUAAAACAUAUUAUGUAGUGUACAAUCAGGGUUGAUCCUUUGAAUAUUAUUUUAGGAUACAUGUAAAGUGUAUAAACAUUAUUGCAAUCUGUAUAGUUAUACCUAGUUUAAAAACUACAAAUACAUAUUUUUGUUAGCUUUAAUCAAA
Messenger RNA from Hermetia illucens (black soldier fly), 2323 nucleotides. RefSeq names its product probable E3 ubiquitin-protein ligase MGRN1 (gene Mrgn1). The record is from RefSeq and is a predicted model, not a curated record. Gene Ontology annotation, molecular function: ubiquitin protein ligase activity. The coding region runs from base 86 to 2056 and encodes 656 amino acids. Lineage: Eukaryota; Metazoa; Arthropoda; Insecta; Diptera; Stratiomyidae. Gene Ontology annotation, cellular component: cytoplasm. Gene Ontology annotation, biological process: protein ubiquitination. The transcript has 10 exons.